This is a messenger RNA of Arabidopsis lyrata subsp. lyrata, 2077 nucleotides long. RefSeq names its product type I inositol polyphosphate 5-phosphatase 8. Bases 595 to 2073 code for a protein of 492 amino acids. NCBI's taxonomy places the organism in Eukaryota, Viridiplantae, Streptophyta, Magnoliopsida, Brassicales, Brassicaceae. The record is from RefSeq and is a predicted model, not a curated record. Gene Ontology annotation, biological process: phosphatidylinositol dephosphorylation. Gene Ontology annotation, molecular function: phosphatidylinositol-4,5-bisphosphate 5-phosphatase activity; phosphatidylinositol-3,4,5-trisphosphate 5-phosphatase activity; inositol-polyphosphate 5-phosphatase activity. The transcript is spliced from 11 exons.
AACUUGUCUCAAGAAGUCAACCAUACAAAAGGAUUCAUUUGAGAGAUGCCAAGGAGUUGACCCGGAAUUUUCUAAUCGUUGGAAAAUGUAAUGCUAAUGCAUGUAUUCCAAAAUAAUUUCAUGUUAUGUUAUUACAAAGAAAAUAAAAAUCGUAUAACUUCCUUUUUCCACAACCCUUCUAUAAUUAACACGAUUACCAUAACUUUCUACUACUAACCUUCCCAUCCUAAUUCACAUUUUAAUAACCUUGCCUAGGUAAUGUAAAGUAUCAUUAAAUACUAAAAAUAUCACACAUAAAAUAUUGGUCCAAUGAGUCCACCUCACACAUAACACAACUUUUAUAAAUUCCAUUUUACAGCCGUAUAAAGUGCACAACGUUUCUCUUCAUCCUUCACAACUUUUCUCUCUCUCCCUCACAAGUUUCUUUCUUCUCCUUCAAAAUUUAAACUGGCCCUUCUCCAUUUUCGUUCACAAAACCUUGUUUUGUAUAACUUAUACUCAUAUCCUCAUCCUUUAUAAUCCUCUAGAUUGUGGUUCUAGACUCUUUACAAACAACGGUGGCGGAAAAAACGGCAGGACGUUCUAUCCACAAAUAUGGGGAAGAUCUUGAAAUCUAAGUCUUCUUGGCCAAGAACCGUCGUGAGGAAGUGGCUAAACCUUCGUAGCGGCUCUUACGAAUUUCACUCUGAUUAUCCAGUCAAAGGGAGGAUGGAACCGAGGCGAAAAAGCUGCUCCGACAUGAUCGUGCCGGAAGAUUUUCCAGGUUGGUUGGGCCAAGGAAAUGGGGAUUUAAAACAUUCAACCGGUGAACAACAUGUGACACGCGUUGAUGACAAGCUUGAUCUUAAAAUGUUCGUGGGGACAUGGAACGUGGGAGGGAAGUCGCCACAUGAAGGACUAGACUUAAAAGAUUGGCUUAAAUCUCCCGCCGAUGCCGACAUUUACGUGCUAGGGUUUCAAGAAAUCGUGCCGUUAAAUGCCGGUAACGUACUUGGAGCAGAGGAUAAUGGUCCUGCGGCUAAGUGGUUGUCUCUUAUCCGAGAAGCCUUGAACAACAACAACGACUUAGCUCAAAAUGAGCUCGAACUUGUUAAAAAUCAUAGAACCUCCUUCGAACUUACGAAAUCAUCACAACAGCCCCGUUUCAGCUUCUCAGGUCUCUCAGAUGAUAACCGAAUAAUUCCAUGCAAUUCGACUCCUCCUCGUGGGUAUAGCCUUGCGGCGAGUAAACAGAUGGUGGGGAUAUUUUUGUGUGUGUGGGUUAGAGAUGAUCUCCGGAAACGUAUAACCAACCUCAAGGUUUCAUGUGUUGGCCGUGGUAUCAUGGGAUAUCUUGGAAACAAGGGUUCGGUAUCGAUCAGCAUGUCGUUGCAUGAAACAAGUUUAUGCUUCGUUUGUACGCAUCUUACGUCUGGAGAAAAAGAAGGCGACGAGCUCAGAAGAAACUUAGAUGUGUCCGAAAUAUUUAAGAGGACAAGAUUUUCACGUUCUUCUAAAGAUUCUCGACCGGAGACAAUUAUGGACCAUGAUAAAGUAAUAUGGCUCGGAGAUUUGAAUUAUCGGCUGAGCGCGAGCAGUGACGUGCAUGAACAGCUUAGAAACCAUGAUUGGGAAGCACUUCUAGAGAAAGAUCAGCUUAAGAUAGAACAAAGAGCUGGUAGGAUUUUUAAGGGAUGGGAAGAAGGGAAGAUUUAUUUCGCACCAACAUAUAAAUAUCGAAUAAACUCUGAUAAUUACGUUGUUCAAACCGAAAAAUCAAAGGAAAAACGAAGAACUCCGGCUUGGUGUGAUAGGAUAUUGUGGAAAGGUGACGGAAUGAAACAACUUUGGUACGUGAGGGGAGAGUCGAAAUUCUCGGACCAUCGACCGGUUCAAUCUCUAUUUUCGGUACAUAUUGACUUGACUCAGAAUCAAUCGAACCGGAAAACUAAACCCGUUAACCAAAAUCAUCGUCCCAACCCGGUAUUGCCUUAUACGUGCCACGGGAAAGUUCAAGCUGAAGAGAUCUUGUUACUCACACGUGCACAGAGUUGUAUAGAUACACAACCUAGACUUAUAUCGUCUGCUUCCUAAUUUA